AUGUUCCAACUUGGGAGCCUCAUUGUCUUGUGUGGCCUGCUCAUCGGCAACUCAGAAUCACUUUUGGGUAAUAUUGGCAAUGCCCUGAACAGUUUGAACGUUGUGAAUUCUGCCGCUGGAGAUGUCCUUCCGAAACCAAACCUGGAUGUGAGCUCGCUUCAGGAAAUCACGGAUUUGCCAUUAGCCAAGAACAAUAUUCUAGGAAUUUUGAACACACUGGACCUUAGCAACUUAAACCUCCUUUCAUCUCAGAGUGGAUUAGGGUUGCAUAUCAACAAAUUGAAAAUCCUGGACUUGCAAGCUAGCUUGUCUUCUGAUGGCAAAGGCAUCGAUCUGAAGUUUCCUCUGGUUAUAGAUGCCUCUCUGUCUCUGCCUCUUCUUGGCUCCACGGCCGAUGUUGUUAUUUCCUUGGACCUCAUAAAUUCACUCACUGUUCAAACCGAUGCCAAGACUGGCCUUCCCACCCUGGCCAUAGGGAAAUGCUCCAGUGAUGCAGACAAAAUCUCCAUUUCCUUAUUGGGCAGACGAAACAUCCUUGUCAACAAGUUACUGGAUGAUGUAUCUAGCCUCCUUACAAAGACAGUGACAAGCCUUCUGCAAAACCAAAUAUGUCCACUGAUCCAGGGGCUCCUCAGUGGCCUGAACAUAAAUCUUAUUCAAGACCUCCUCUCUAAUCUACUAAAAGGAAACUUACCACUCCCCCUUUGA
Messenger RNA from Cricetulus griseus (Chinese hamster), 708 nucleotides. Lineage: Eukaryota; Metazoa; Chordata; Mammalia; Rodentia; Cricetidae. The record is from RefSeq and is a predicted model, not a curated record.